AUGGUGUUAUUCAAACGCAAACCAGUCCAAUACCUCCCGCAAACUGUCAUUGAAGAUGAUAGUUCCGAGGUCUGGGUUAUCCCGGAGACCAAUGAGGUCUUUACCAGUUAUGAGCCUUACCUUCAGCGAAUGGACUUCUACAAACAACGCCGAUUCAUCUGUGAGAUCACGGGCCAUUCGGGUUUGACCUUCUUCGAGGCGCUCCGCAGUGAGACGGAGGAAUCACGCGAAGUCAACAACAGCUUCCCUGAUGCGCUGAGAGAACCAAUUCUGCGCAGAAUUCAGUUCUCGAUAGUUUCGAGGGUGGACAGCCUGGUGGACGAAAUCUAUGAAGAAUUCAAAUCAGACUUCUACCCGGGCGAAGCCGUUCUCAUUUUGCUUGAGGAUAGUAGUCGGCUUCAUGGUACCAUCAGAGACAAGGCGAACUUUGCAGAACAGCUAUAUGCCGAUGGCACCAUUAAGACACCUGCUUUUGCCAGGUAUCUGGUCAAGAUCCUAGAUCGACAGAACGAAGAGGCCCUGCUGGACCAGGACCACAUCACGCGCGAUCGAAAGGCAUUCACUAAAUUGAUGCUGCGCGGAUUCAUCAAAAACAACGUCACCAGAGAAUCGUGGACAGGCGCGCCCUGGUUGGUCAAGCCAUCUGUCGCGGAGACAUACAAGAUCCCAAUUGAGGUACCUAAGCAUCUGCAGUAUGGUGCGAAGGUGGCAGAGAAGAAGGCGAUGAAGAAAGCGGACCAAGAUGGCUUCUUUGGUUUCUUUUCUUCUCAGCAGCUGCCCGAGUUGAAACCUGCGGUGAAAGGACAGAAGUCGAAAUUGUCUGCACAGGACAUGGCAAAAUCGAGGGAGGCGCAGUACCAAGAGUAUCAGCGGUCACUGAAUGGUAACCCAUCAUUCCUUCUGCCUUCCAACCCCUUGCGCCCUUCCAAACCGCCACUGGUUGGCGAUAGGAAGCUUGCUGGACCCCCGGCAGUGGUCGUCAAGAACGAGCCGAGAGCACCAUCCCCGCCACCGAUCAAGUAUCCUAUCGAAGAUCUGGACCUUGCUCCUAAUUCCGAAAAGAAACACCGACCGACCCUCAAGUUUAUGAUGGUAGGUGAGUCUGAAGAUGACGGUACAGAGAACCUACUGCCUGAUGAUCUAGAGCCGGAAACGGUGGGGUUGCUCCUGGAGACUUGGGACACCCUCAAUGUCUACUGUGAAGUAUUCGAACUUGAUUCCUUCACCUUUGACGAUUUUAUCGAAGCUAUGCAGUUCUCAUCAGAUGAAGUGGAUUGCGAGCUUUUCGUUGAAGUGCAUUGCGCCGUUCUCAAAAAACUCGUCAACUCAUCGAACGACGAUGGUGCUGUUCAGAUCUCACUCCCGGAAUUCCCUGCUGAUGAUUCUGAUGAAUCUGAAGAAGAAGGCGAGGAAGAGGAAGAAGAAGCCGAGGAAGAGUCUCCAGAGCCGCAAGUGAAGCCCGGCAGAAUGACCACUAGAGGAAGCCUGGCCAAGGAAGAGGCAGUCAUCAUCAAAGCACAGAUCAAUGAAGACGAACCCGAGGAGACACAGAUUCACCGCGCUGGCGAGAUGUUUGAGAAGUAUGGGUGGAUUGACCGUCUCCGCAAACGCGAUUUCCACAACGGUGGAUGGCAGUUGGUGAUAGUUGGACUUUUGCACCAGCUAUCUAUCCGUCCUCGCUCGGAGCAAAUCUGCAACACCAUCCUCAAGCAUCUGGCACCUCUCGACCGUGAACCUACUCAGUACACCGUGCAGGAGCAGUAUCAAACACUCGACAUCAAUUUGCGUACCAAGGUGCUCCAGAUGAUUUGCAUGUUGAGUUUGGAGACCAAGGCCAUCCGAAACUACCUAGAAGAGUGCAGCAAUCAGAUGACAGAGUUGCGCAAGGAGAAGAUUGAGUAUCAGAAGGCGCGCAAAGCAGCACUCAUCGAGCUUCGUCAGCUACACCAAGAGCGUAAGGCCGUUCAGCCUGAACCUGAAAAGGCUGGGAAGUCACCUACACCGGUGCCCGAGCUGGACGGCUUAGAUGAUUCUCGAUUGCUGGAGGGAGACUCUGAAAUGGUCGGGGACACUGAAGACGAGGAUAUCCCUCGACCACGCUCGUUACGUGGAGGGAUCGAUCGGGCUCUCGAGCGGAAACGGAAGCAAGAAUUGGAAAAGGAGCGAAAGGAGCUAUUGGCCAAGCAGCCUAAGGGGUCCAAGCAAUACCAGCGAGUCUUGAAGAAGAUCGACGAGCAGAAGGCCAAUAUCGAGAAGCUCCAGGAGCAGAUCGAGACUGUGGAGAACAGCCUUCGCGAAACCGACUGCCCCAGGACCCGAUGCCUUGGAUUGGAUCGCUUCUGCAAUCGCUACUGGUGGUUUGAGCGUAAUGCGAUGCCCUACGAGGGUAUGCCGGAAAGUUCAACGGCCGAGGCACACUACGCCAAUGGCCGUCUGUGGGUGCAAGGCCCGGAUGAAAUGGAGCAUGCUGGUUUCAUCGACGUGACCGAUGAACAGCGGAAGCAGUACCAGAAACAUUUCCACACCACCCCCGCAGAGCGCAAGAAGCACGAAGAAGGGCCAACUCACGUGUCGAAUGCUCGUGAAUGGGGCUACUACGAGGACCCCGAGGCAAUUGAACAGCUUGUGGAGUGGCUGGACUCGCGCGGCAACCGGGAGUCCAAGUUGCUUAAGGAGCUGCUUCUCCAGCAAGAGUACAUUGCCAAGUACAUGAAGAAUCGCAAGGCGUACCUAGCCCAGACGCCUGGUAGAGCCGAAUCGGAGGAUAUCCCAGCCAAACGUGUGACCACCCGGACCAAGACCUACCUGGAUGUGAACGAGAGUGGCCCCCGCUGCCUGCGCUGGAAAAACACGACUGCGUUGUCUGAGAAUGGGCAUCUUCAUGUUGACCCUAGCCGGCCGGCCAAGCGCAAGCGGGUUUCGGAUGACACUAGAGUGACCAAGGUUGCCAAACAGGCUAAGCAGGCUAAGCCUUUGACCCGAACACGCUCUCAGCGCAAGGGUUGA
Penicillium verrucosum is the source of this 3006-nucleotide messenger RNA. RefSeq lists its product as uncharacterized. Bases 1 to 3006 code for a protein of 1001 amino acids. The record is from RefSeq and is a predicted model, not a curated record. The transcript has 7 exons. NCBI's taxonomy places the organism in Eukaryota, Fungi, Ascomycota, Eurotiomycetes, Eurotiales, Aspergillaceae.